Molecule: messenger RNA, 1098 nt
Organism: Penicillium atrosanguineum
Lineage: Eukaryota; Fungi; Ascomycota; Eurotiomycetes; Eurotiales; Aspergillaceae
Product: bZIP transcription factor
Exons: 6
Coding region: 1-1098 (365 amino acids)
Cellular component (GO): RNA polymerase II transcription regulator complex
Molecular function (GO): transcription cis-regulatory region binding; DNA-binding transcription activator activity, RNA polymerase II-specific
Source: RefSeq, a predicted model, not a curated record
AUGAAGAAAGCCUUCACCUUCCUUCCCGGUCAUCGCACCGAUAAACAAGAUUCCGAGUCGGGCGGCUCUAGUUCCACCCUGUUUAGGCGUCGAGAACAGCUUCGAAAAGCACAGCGUACGCACCGUCUGCGCAAGGAUCAAUACUUUAAGAACCUGGAGAGUGAAGUCUUGCGUUUACGGGCAAAUGAAGUGAACUUGGUUAACCACGUUCAUCGCCUGCGUAAUCAGGUUGACGUGCUUCAGAAUAUCGUUGACAAACAUGAGCAAUUCGUACUCUCAGAGCCUCUAUACAGAUUGGCGGAAACUGGGAAUGUUCAAGCAGAUCUGACGCCCGCCAAAACUCCGACUGAGGGCUUUAAAAGUCCGCAAAAUGGGGUUAGUUUGGUGGGAUCUAAAGCGGGGAUGGAUUUCGAAGGGAUAGAUUCGUCUAUGGAUCUGUCUACCAACACAAUCUACAGCGAUGUCACGUCGAGCCACAAUACAACUUUCCACAGCCCACUAAGCGACUCAUCAAACAUUCAACAACCUGAUCAAUAUCUCUGCGCAUUGACUACCACUUCUCUCGCUCAGCCAAAUGAACCUAAGUCAAAAGACCCUGGGCAGAUUUCUAGCAAAAAGAUGACUGAUAUGGGCAUGGAAUUCAUCUUAGAACUCGAAAAACCCUGCCUUUCCCAUUUAGAGCGUCACCGGGACAAGCCAAAUGGCCACGCUCUGCUUGCAUCCGCGACCCUUGUCCAGCCGCAUCACCAUCACUGCGCCCAAUCCACCUUGUCCACACAAGAUUCAACUCAAAAUCCAGCAAUCAUCUUUGACAAGCUUUUAGCCCUGUCUGAAGAACUCGUUCUCGAUGAUGAACUAAGUCCGACUCAAGCCUGGUAUUGUAUUAUCCAGCAAUCGUGGGCCAAUCGGCUCGAUUUAGUCAUACUCAGAGAGUUGAGUGUAUCGCUCUCGAAGCUCAUCAAGUGUUACGGAUUCGGUGCCGUGAUGAGGAGAGAUGCAUUUGAAGCUAUCCUAAGUCAAACUUUCUCGGCCAUCAGGUUGGGUGUCGGGAUAAUUGAUGAUCUCAUCGAUGGAAAUGAUCAAUUUACACUGGCCUGA